Molecule: messenger RNA, 1416 nt
Organism: Salvia miltiorrhiza (redroot sage)
Lineage: Eukaryota; Viridiplantae; Streptophyta; Magnoliopsida; Lamiales; Lamiaceae
Exons: 2
Coding region: 136-702 (188 amino acids)
Source: RefSeq, a predicted model, not a curated record
AUAAAAUGAGGUGGGUGUGGCUAUAAAGAUGGUGCUGCAACAAUAAUAAAACUCUCCUUUCUUCUGCUUCCUCUUCCCUAAAAAAUUCCCACCCUCAAACACGCACCAAAAACACACAGAUAAAGAGAAGAAAUCAUGGGCAACUGCCAAGCUGUGGAUAAUGCAACCCUAGUAAUCCAGCACCCAAAUGGCAGAGUUGAUAAGCAUUACUUCCCUGUUUCCGCCGCUGAAAUCAUGAAGAUCAACCCCGGCCACUACGUCGCUCUCCUCCUCACCACCACCCUCUACUCCUCCGCCGCCGCCGCCAGUAGCAACGCCCCUCUUCGUGUAACGAGGAUCAAACUUCUUAGGCCUAAUGAUACUCUCCUCCUUGGCCAUGUCUACCGACUUCUUACCUCUCAAGAGGUGAUGAAAGGAUUGUGGGCAAAGAAGCAAGCCAAGAUGCAGCAGCAUCACAAAAAUGGAAAUACAACAGAAAAAAACAGCUCAGAUUUUGAAGCUUUGGCAAGGAACAAAGAUGAUGUGAAGAAGAAUAAUAAUCAGGUAAAACUACUUGUUUUUUUUUUCAAAAUUAUAUAUAAAAAAACAAAUUAUUGUUUUUUUUCCUGUGCCAAAGUACUGUUGAGAUUCUGUAAAAUAAAAAAUAUAUAUUAUAGGAAUAAAUUAUUUCUUAAUUAUGUAAAUACAUAUGAUGAGGAAUAAUUUGUUAAUGAGUUGGAUUUGCGAAUCUUGAGAUCUUGAAACUGGCCUGCUUGAGUUAUUAUUAUUCUCUUCAAUAAUUUUUAGCGCGUGCAAAAAGGGAAUAUUAUGAAGCAAAAAUACUGUAGUGACACAAUGUUCCGUAUAGAUAGUGAUUACAUAAGUAAUUUAGCAAUCCGUUUCUUGAAAUUUAGGUAGAGAAUAUAAUUUCUAGAGAAGUUGGAUUUAUUUUUCCAAAAUAAAUAUUUGUAUAGAUGUGAACUUUGAGAGGAUAAUAGAGAACUUUUCUUGGCCGUACGUAUAAUAUGAAAAUAAUAGUAUUAUUUUAUCUUAUUUCAUGAUUGGACAUAUAAAUGUGGAUUUCAGGAAAGGCAGAGGUCAAGAAGUAACACACAAGUUAACUCUGGCACAUCCAAGUCCAGAGCAUGGCAACCAGCAUUAAAGAGCAUCUCUGAGGCUGCAAGCUGAUUCUACUUUUAUUUUAUUUUUUUUAUUUUCUCUGAGCAUGUCUUCAUUAGAUUGAGAUUUCUGCAAAAUAGUUAGUAUAGAUAAAAACAAAAUUGUGAAAAUGGCAUCGCAAUCUGAACGUGGGGAGUGACAGCACAGUUCCAUUGGAUUGGAUGUUAAGAAAAGCAGAGAUCCAGAUGAGAACAUGUUCAGUGUUAUGCAAACAAGAAAAACACUCAAAAUUGCACAUUCUUAGUAUUUUCUAAUAAA